Molecule: messenger RNA, 5073 nt
Organism: Acipenser ruthenus (sterlet)
Lineage: Eukaryota; Metazoa; Chordata; Actinopteri; Acipenseriformes; Acipenseridae
Product: neurofilament medium polypeptide-like
Exons: 3
Coding region: 88-4689 (1533 amino acids)
Biological process (GO): neurofilament bundle assembly
Cellular component (GO): postsynaptic intermediate filament cytoskeleton; intermediate filament; axon
Molecular function (GO): structural constituent of cytoskeleton
Source: RefSeq, a predicted model, not a curated record
UCUACAACGCAAGCUCCCGAGUGAGUAUAAAAGCAAAGUCACAGCUCUCAUCCUGCACACUGGCACCGCAGUUGUGUAUUCUCGAAGAUGAGCUACAGCAUGGAAUAUCUCACGAGCUCUCCGCAUAGGAGGGCACGAGGUGACUUCCUCCGAUUACAGCCUAAAAACCUCGGAUCGUCCUCUACAGGGAUGCCGUUUUCCAGGAGCUCUCUCAGCAGUGGGUCGUCUGCGUCAUUCAAACAGAGCAGUCUGAUGCUUAAAAAAGAGUACAGGUCUCCUGUUCUUAGAUCCACUGAUAGCACAGACCUUGUAAACCAGUUUAAAGUGCCGAAUAUAAACGAGAAGCAGCUUCUCCAGGGGCUUAACGACCGCUUUGCAGGCUUUAUCGAAAAGGUUCGUCAUCUUGAAAGCCAGAACAACAUUUUGGUAAAUGAGAUUCAAGAACUGAGGCAAAAGCAAGUUUCCCUGUCCUCUCUGUCUGAAGUUUACGAUCCUGAAAUCAAAGAUCUAAGAGAGCUUGUCAGUACAAUUACCUCUCAAAAGGCUCAGAUUGAGCUCGAGCAUCAUCAUUUGGAGGAAGAUAUUCACCUUUUGAGGGGGAGAUAUGAAGAGGAAGCUCGCAGUAGAUCAGACACUGAGGCCAUCAUUAUGACAUUGAAGAAAGAUAUUAAUGACGCACACCUCUCCAAAGUGGAACUGGACAAAAAAGCUCACUCUCUGAUGGAAGAAAUACUUUUCUUAAAGAAAACCCACCAAGAAGAGGUAUCAGAAAUAAUGGCCCAAAUCCACGAUGCGCAAGUUACUGUCGAUCUGAAAGACUUUGGAAAGCCAGACAUCACAGCGGCUUUGAGGGAAAUCAGAAGUCAGCUUGAAGAUCACACCAAUACCAACAUGCAACAAGCAGAGGAAUGUUUCAGGGCCAGGGUAGCUAAACUGACAAAAGCAGCUGAAGAGAAUAAUGAAGCACUCCAAGUCAGAAGAGAACACAUCCACGAGCACGGACGCCAACUGCAGUCAAAAACCAUAGAGCUGGAAACAGUUAAAUGCACCAGGGAAUCUUUAGAGAAGCAACUCAAUGCGCUUGAAGAGAGGCACGAUGCGGAAAUCAGUCAUUACCAGGAUGCUAUCCAACAACUGGAGCAUGAGCUUAAACACACACAGUAUGAUAUGUCUGGCCACCUGAGGGGGUACCAGGAUCUUCUGAAUGUCAAAAUGGCCCUAGAUGUGGAGAUUGCAUCCUACAGGAAACUUUUGGAAGGUGAGGAAACAAGAUUUUCUUCAGUUGCUGCAGGUCAUGUUCCAGCACCACAUGAGUACAGACAAUCCUCUGUCUACACUCUGCCAAGUUUCACAAGGCAGAAAACUGCCACUAAGAAGGUGGAGCCACAGUACAAGUUUGUUGAGGAGACCAUCACAGAAACAACCAAAGAAGUGGAGAUUGAUGACACUGAUAUAGAGGAAAUAAUGAGUGAAGAAGAAAGGAUGGAAAAGGAGAGUCCAAAGGUUGAGGUGGAAACAACAACUGACAUUGGAGAGGCUCAAGAGGAUGGAGAGGAAGUGGGCAAUGUAGAAGCAGAGAAACACAAUGAAGAUGAACAAGAAGAGACCUCAGCUGAACCUGGGUAUGAGGAGGAAAUUGCAGUUAAAAAAGGUGACGAAGAAGCAAUUGAAGCUGAAGCUGCAUCCGAAGCUGUAGAAGAGACAGAAACCUUCCAAGAUGAUGUGGUUCACGCAGAAGACAUCAAGGAUAAGAAAGAAGUAAAAGAAGAGAGCACUGAUCAAGUAGAAACCUUUGAAGAAGUGCAGAAAACUAUCGUGGAAAAAACCACAAAGCAACCUACAGAUGUAGCAGAAACAGAAAUAGAAGAGGCACCAGAAGAUGAACCUUUCAGAGAACCAAAAUCACUACCCAGUGAAAUGACACCAGAAAUAGAUGAAAGUGAAGAGACAAAAAAAGAACAGACUUCAGAUGACAAAACCAAAGAAAAACAAGUAGAAAAAACAGAAGACCAAAAAGAGGAGAGUUCUAUAACAAAGAAAGAGGAAGAUAAACCUGAAGAGAAAAGUGUCACUGCAGAGAAGGAGGAAAUUAAGCCAGAAGAGAAAAGCCCUCUUGAGGAAAAGACAGCAGAGAAAGCAAUCCAUGAACACACUGAGAAACAAGAUACUAUGGAACCGAAGGAGAUGACCAGUCCAUUGGAAUCAGAAGAAGAACCUGGCAAAACUGAAGAUAAAAUAACCACAGAUGUCAAAGUGGAAUCCCAUGAUAUUCAGAAAGAGGAGGUGGUGAGGCAGUCAAAAUCAGAAGAAGAGGGUGCUUCAGAACCUGAGAAGACUGAGGAGAAAACAACCUCAGAUAUUGAAGCAGCACAAGAAGACAUUCCAGAAGAGGAGACUGUAAGUGAAUUAAAAUCUGAAGAAAAAGAGACUUCAAAACCUGAGAAGAUUGAAGAGAAAACAACCCCAGAUAUUGAAGCAGCACAAGAAGACAUUCAAAAAGAGGAGACUGUGAGUGAAUUAAAAUCAGAAAAAGAAGACAAUUCAGAACCUGAGAAAACUGAAGAUAAAAUAACCACAGAUGUCAAAGUGGAAUCCCAUGAUAUUCAGAAAGAGGAGGUGGUGAGGCAGUCAAAAUCAGAAGAAGAGGGUGCUUCAGAACCUGAGAAGACUGAGGAGAAAACAACCUCAGAUACUGAAGCAGCACAAGAAGACAUUCCAGAAGAAGAGACUGUAAGUGAAUUAAAAUCUGAAGAAAAAGAGACUUCAAAACCUGAGAAGAUUGAAGAGAAAACAACCCCAGAUAUUGAAGCAGCACAAGAAGACAUUCCAGAAGAGGAGACUGUAAGUGAAUUAAAAUCUGAAGAAAAAGAGACUUCAAAACCUGAGAAGACUGAGGAGAAAACAACCCCAGAUAUUGAAGCAGCACAAGAAGACAUUCCAAAAGAGGAGACUGUGAGUGAAUUAAAAUCUGAAGAAAAAGAGACUUCAAAACCUGAGAAGAUUGAAGAGAAAACAACCCCAGAUAUUGAAGCAGCACAAGAAGACAUUCCAAAAGAGGAGACUGUGAGUGAAUUAAAAUCAGAAGAACAGUAUUCAGAACCUGAGAAAACUGAAGAUAAAAUAACCACAGAUGUUGAAGUGGAAUCCAAGGAUAUUCUGAAAGAGGUGGUAGGUCAAUCAAAAUUAGACCAACAGCAAUCAGAAGAUGUUGCUUCGAAGCCUGACACACCUGAAGAGAAAAUAACCCCAGAUAUUGACGCAGCACAAGAAGACAGUCCAAAAGAGGAGACUGUGCAUGAAUUAAAAUCAGAAAAAGAGGAGAAUUCAGAACCUGAGAAGACUGUACAGGUAACCACAGAUGUCAAAUUGGAUCCCAAGGACCUUAUUAAAGAGGUGGUCACCCAAACAAAAUCUGAAGAAAAGGAUGCUUCAAAACCACACACACCUGAAGAGAAAGCAGAGGAUCUUCAGAAAGAGUUGAUGAGCCAACAACAAUCAGAAGAUGUUGCUUCGAAGCCUGGCACACCUGAAGAGAAAACAACCCCAGAUAUCAAAGCAGAAGAAGAUGCGAAACAGGAAACUUUGAGUGAAUUAAAGACAGCAGAAAAGGAAACUUUCAAACCUGAAAAGACUGAAAUUAAAGUAUUCACAGAUGACAAGGUGGAUGUUAAAGACCCUCCAAAUAAGGAGACAGUAAGUCAAUUGAUACUAGAAGAUGUUCUGAAGUCUGUCAAACCAGAAGAGAAAGAAUCAACAGACAUCAAAGUAGAAGUCAAAGAUCUUCUGAAAGAGGAGACCGUGAGCCAGGAGAAAUCAGAAGAAAAUGUUUCUCUGAAGUCUGAUAAACCUGAAGAGACAGCAACCACAGAAGUCAAAGUAGAAACCAAGGAAAUUCAAAAAGAGGAGAUGGUUAGUGAAGUGAAAUCAAUAGAUGUUGCUCUGACAUCUGACAAACCCAAAGAGAAAGCAACCCCAGAAGAUGAAGAGUUAAAAGCAUACAAAGUUAUAGAAGGAGAAAAAUCUAAUUCAGAAGACCAAAAGCCUGAUUUAACACUGUCUCCAAAAGAAGAAAAGAAAGAGGAAAGCAUUACAGUACUAAGCGAAGGAAAAGAUGAAAAACCUUACAAUAAACAAGAGAAAUCUACAGAGAAGGAAAGGGAGAUAACAUCUGAAAAGGAAGAGAGAAUACAAACUGACACCAGUGUGGAAACAAAAGCCAAGGAGAUGCCAUCAGAAAAGGAGACACCUGCUGAUAGCUCAGAGAUGGAGAAGCCAGAGGAUUCAAAGCAGAAGGAGCUGAUUAGGGAACAAAAGAAAGUGCAGGAAAGGUCAGAGAGCCCAGAUACUGAUACAGAUAAAAAGAAGACUGGUGAUUCCAAAGAAAAUAAAACAGUGGAGGAGGAAGUACAAUCUCCAAAGGAAACCCCUGUAAAAGAGGACAAAUGCUUGAUAGAUGGCAUGCAAGGAAAAUCAGAGCCUGAGAAAGAAGUGAAAGAAGGAAACGUCACAUCCACAACACAAGAGAAUGGUCUUGAUGAAAGUGAAGACUUGAGCAAGGAGGAGACAAUCAACACAGAGGAGACAAAAAUGCCUGCAAAGGAGAGUCAGGUAGAAAAGACAAAAGCAACACAAGAAGAGCCCAAAACCUCUCAAACAGAUACAAUGCAAGACAGUGACAGCAAAAAGUAAUAUGGUUAAAAAAAAGUUUAAAAUAGAACUUAAAAAAUGCAUGUGACAAGCUAGUCUUUCAGGGUAUAAGAAAUAUGGAAAAAUGUGUGUAUUUCUGUGAAGAAAUUAUUUAAAGAAUAUGAUUAGAUUCUUGAUGCAUGAAAAAUGUAUAAUGUACCAAAUAGGAUGUCAUGCUUUGCAAAUUUGAAUGAAAGGAGCUAUGCAAUUAAAUGUAAAUGAGUUCUAGCUCUGUACUGUGUCAUGAAUGUAACAAUACUUAUGAAUGAUAUCUACAAUAAUACUUUCUAGAUAUAAGAAUAAAUGUAAUUUGCAGAGAAUGUCGUUGUCCUUAGAUUUUGGUUGUCUUUAGUGAAUGGAUCAAUUAAACAAAAGAUUUAAAAAAUA